Molecule: messenger RNA, 1472 nt
Organism: Scaptodrosophila lebanonensis
Lineage: Eukaryota; Metazoa; Arthropoda; Insecta; Diptera; Drosophilidae
Exons: 2
Coding region: 111-1100 (329 amino acids)
Source: RefSeq, a predicted model, not a curated record
UCAAAGUCAGCACAACACAAUUUCAAGCAUACAGCAAACUUGCCCAGCUGGUAAUUUCCUAGGAAUACUAAUACCCAGCUGAGGCGUGCGAGCGGCCGGGGAAUCAUGCGAUGGCUGAGGGAUUUAAAAAAUAUUUCAACAGCACCACAAUAAACGGGCGUGCCAAUGUCGCGAAAGCGACGUACGCUUCGAUAACGCUCAUUUACCUCUUCUACCGCAUGCGACGCGGGUCUGGCAAGAAUCCACCAUCGGACAAAACGCAGCAACCGGCAUGCAGUUGCGACAAGUCCAAAGAUACAAAUCCGAGACUGAGUGAUGAGCCAUAUUCUGGUAUCGAGGACCCAGAUGCCGGAAUCGAUGAACCAGAGCCGGACUGUGCAGUGUGUCGUGAGCGUGCUGAGCGCGCUAUGACCGAGUACGACGAGGAGCAUCAACGCAGAUCGGCCAAAGGGAAAUCAAAGAACAAUGGCUGCAAUGGACGCGAUGAGCCACCCACGCCCCCGCCGCCAUCAUCUUCGCCGCCGUCCUCGGGCUCAGGCACGCCUUCGCGGCGAAAGUGCCCGUGCGAAGAUCCUCAUCGGCGUGUGGAUUCGACGGCCAAAAUGAGUGCGCAGCUACAGCGUAUUAGCAUACCAGGACAAGAACAACAGCAAACUUGCCACAACAUAUCGGUGCCGUGUACGGAGCAGCCAACAGCCGUAGGCGACCUAAUGGCCCAAGUACCCGAGGCGGUCUACCGAGUGCUGCGCAACGUCGUCGAUGCCGUCCUUGGCAGCGCUGCAGUGACAACGGGUAGUGGCACAGCUCUCGGUGAGGCACCUGACGGUGCCGGCAUUAUUCCCGUGCAUGACCAUACGGCCAUGAGUGCCUCUACCACCAACCCGCAAACACAUGGGCAGCAAUUCACCAAGCAACAAGAAAACGAGACGGCGGAUUUCGAGGACAGUGGGCGGAGUAGCGAUGAGCUACUCUAUGAGCAGCACACGAGGGCCAACCGCUCUGUUAGCCCGGGUCCCCAGGUAGACCACACCCAUAACCGUUACCGUUACUUCACCGAUGGCUUCGCCUCAGAUAUGUUCUUCGAGAACUUUGAAGAGUAAGCCGAAGCUGCACCCGGAAAGUGAGAUUGCCCCUGGCUUUACAAAUUCCCAGUGUAAAUAAGUCUUUUUAUUUUUGAUAUAGGAUCAAAUUAAAUCAGCAAAAGCUAGUUAAAAUAUUCAUACGUAUAAAUUUGAUCGUUUUGAACACCUCCUGGUGCCGUGGUCCUUGAAUUCCAAGUUCUUAUGUUUUCAAAGCCUUCAUGCAAACAGCAGCCACAGCUAAAUUGAUUCAUGUACUAAUUUUAAAGAGUUUUAAAAUAGUAUAUUUUUCGAUAAAAAGCAAUAGCGAAUAGAUAUAACAACGACACUCAUUUAAAAUGUUCAAGUUCUACAAGAGCCCACAAUUAAAUAGAUCACAACAGAAUUAUCAAA